Messenger RNA from Arabidopsis lyrata subsp. lyrata, 1096 nucleotides. Its product is annotated as homeobox-leucine zipper protein HAT4. NCBI's taxonomy places the organism in Eukaryota, Viridiplantae, Streptophyta, Magnoliopsida, Brassicales, Brassicaceae. Gene Ontology annotation, molecular function: sequence-specific DNA binding; DNA-binding transcription factor activity, RNA polymerase II-specific. Bases 121 to 954 code for a protein of 277 amino acids. Gene Ontology annotation, cellular component: nucleus. The record is from RefSeq and is a predicted model, not a curated record. The transcript is spliced from 4 exons. Gene Ontology annotation, biological process: regulation of DNA-templated transcription.
UUUCUUCUUCCUUUACUUGCCCAUUCAUCAUCUUUCCUCUGUCUCUCUCUCUCAAAAGAAAAGCAGAAAACUUUAUUGCAAAACAGAGUUUUUUUUUUUCUUGAGAAAAUUCAACAAAAGAUGAUUUUGGAGAAAGACGAUCUGGGUCUAAGCUUAGGCUUGAAUUUUCCAAAGAAACAAAUCAAUCUCGAAACAAAUCCCUCUGUUUCUGUUACUCCUUCUUCUUCUUCCUUUGGAUUACUCCGAAGAUCUUCACGGAACGAGAGUUUUACUUCUUCAGUUCCAAACUCAGAUUCAUCACAAAAAGAAACAAGAACCUUCAUCCGUGGAAUCGACGUGAACAGACCACCGUCUACAGCGGAAUACGGCGACGAAGACGCCGGAGUAUCUUCACCUAACAGUACAGUCUCAAGCUCUACCGGAAAAAGAAGCGAAAGAGAAGAAGACACAGAUCCACAAGGCUCAAGAGGAAUCAGUGACGAUGAAGAUGGUGAUAACUCCAGGAAAAAGCUUAGACUUUCCAAAGAUCAAUCUGUUAUUCUUGAAGAGACCUUUAAAGAUCACAGUACUCUCAAUCCGAAGCAGAAGCAAGCAUUGGCUAAGCAAUUAGGAUUAAGAGCAAGACAAGUGGAAGUUUGGUUUCAGAACAGACGAGCAAGGACAAAGCUGAAGCAGACGGAGGUUGACUGCGAGUUCUUACGGCGAUGCUGCGAGAAUCUAACGGAAGAGAACCGUCGGCUACAGAAAGAAGUAACGGAGUUAAGAGCACUUAAGCUCUCUCCUCAGUUCUACAUGCACAUGAGCCCACCCACUACUUUGACCAUGUGCCCUUCAUGUGAACACGUGUCUGUCCCACCACCACAACCUCAGGCUGCAACGUCAGCGCACCACCGGUCGUUGCCGGUCAAUGCGUGGUCUCAUGGCUUGACUUUUGACGCUCUUCGUCCAUCCUAGGUCCUAAAGUCUUUUACUUGCAACCAAAGGGCAUUUCGGUCGUUUUAUUAAGUUUCAGGGACCAGAUGUGCAUGUAGUUGUUAACAUAUAUGUAUUUUUUUUUAGAAAGAAAACAGAUUAAUACUCCAUCUGUUCCUAGAUA